Molecule: messenger RNA, 832 nt
Organism: Dreissena polymorpha
Lineage: Eukaryota; Metazoa; Mollusca; Bivalvia; Myida; Dreissenidae
Exons: 3
Coding region: 116-463 (115 amino acids)
Source: RefSeq, a predicted model, not a curated record
UGACCUCUGCUGGAUUUCGACUCACCAUAACAUUUAUUCGUGAAAGUAUACACAGUACGACAUAGUUGUGCAUUCAUGUUAAGAGUCUAUGUGAUCUUAGUAGAUCUAAGCGGACAUGAGCUCAGAAAAUCUUAUACGGCGGCGCAUCGCAGGGCUACGUCGCUACCUCAACUAUGACUGGGAGGACCUAGGCGCGGGUCAUAUCCGGGCGACUGUGCCCUCGUUCCCUUACGAUGCGCUCGAUGUUUCAGGUGACAAAAUCUCGCCAAUGUCGCUCCUGAAGUUGUUCGACUCCGUAUCUUCAGGCUACUUUUCGACAUCUGACGCAGACUGGCCGACAACGGGAGCCGACGGAGUCGUGUUCAUACCGAUGUUGUACGCCCUUAACGUCGCCGUCGACGUGGGGCCCAUGUUUUACGACGACCGAGGACCAAAGUUCACCUUGGUCGUUGACACUCGAUAAAAGUACGUCAAACGAGCAUCGUCUUGUUUCAAGAAGACACUUUCUCACGCGACGUCGGGAACGCUGUUCGCUAAACUCACCGGUAUCGACGUCAACGUCGAUUACGUCACACGAAAACCGACGCCGUAUCCGGAGUGAUUUCGUUGCAAAAUAAUCUCGGAUGUUGAUGAGACGAGGGUAGGAUACUAUAUCACAAAAAAGCCUGAUGUUGGCGUAUUUAAGACACAGCAUAUAAUUCGUUUUAGCGACACGGAUGAGAACCGGCAUACAAAUUACUGUACGUAUUCUCGAAUUUGCCUGGAUUCGCUGUGUGAAAACAUUAUUGCCGGGAAUAACGGAAGUGGUUUGGACGCAUAUAACCUUGCCUUA